Messenger RNA from Neoarthrinium moseri, 1620 nucleotides. RefSeq lists its product as uncharacterized. Lineage: Eukaryota; Fungi; Ascomycota; Sordariomycetes; Amphisphaeriales; Apiosporaceae. The coding region runs from base 1 to 1620 and encodes 539 amino acids. Gene Ontology annotation, biological process: positive regulation of transcription by RNA polymerase II. Gene Ontology annotation, cellular component: nucleus. The transcript has 9 exons. The record is from RefSeq and is a predicted model, not a curated record. Gene Ontology annotation, molecular function: DNA-binding transcription factor activity; transcription cis-regulatory region binding.
AUGUGCUCGCGAUGCCUGCACUCGGGCCGCGAGUGCAAGCUCGCUUUCAAGUUCAAGUCAGCCAAAGAUUCAUUCAGGAGAAACCAGAGGUGGCUCAAGACCCCUCGGCGAUUGACAUAUAUCGACGAGACAACGUCAUUGAUCCUUGGGAACUCUGCUGUUGAAGCCCUGCAUCCCCACGAGAUUGCACAGUCACCCACCUCUACCAGAGAUGAUGCGUCUGAGAAGUCUAAUGGCCCUGUUCAAGAUGCAUCAGAUUAUCGGACCACGGUGACGCCUGAUGCUGGCCAGGACCACCGCCUCCACCACCACCAACAAUCCCCCCACAGCCGCGUCGUCCCCAGGUCAGAGCCGUCGCCUACAGCUAUCUCUUCGUCCAUUGAACGCUCAAGUGUGAGCGUAUCUGAUAGUCCAUCAUCCCAUGUACCUGCCCCAAAUGUCGGAAGGGGUUCACUCCCAACUCCCACGAGAAGCGUCGGCAGCUUGUCGCAUCUUCCACUCCAGGAUACUUUCUCUUUGAUGAACGAGACUGAGGCACAAUUGUUCCGUCAUUAUGUCCAAAGACUGGCUGUCUGCCUCGACCUCACCGACCCUCUCAGGACUUUUGAGCUGGUGGUGCCUCAACGGGCGACCAUGUGCCCAACGCUGCUUAAAGCUAUAUAUGCCAUCUCUGCAAGGCAUCUAAGCCAGACGAGCGAAUACGACCCGCUCGCUUCAAAUCGGUAUCAUGAUGAGUGCCUAGGAUACCUCAUACCAAUGUUGAACAACUCAUACACAGUUUCGGAUGAGAAUCUGUUCGCGGCUACUAUUAUCCUAAGAAUGCUAGAGGAGAUGGAUGCCAGUUCGGGCCAGGAUAAUCAUGGUCACCUGUUAGGUAUCCAUGCUUUCGUCAACGUUGGUGAUCAAAUCAUGCUGCCAGGGAGUCUCAGUGCAGCCUCAUACUGGGUCGGCCUGCGCCAAGAGAUAUACAGUGCCAUCAGCACACAGUCUCCGGUAAAGAUGACCUUGGAACACUUUAUCGUCGACCGUUCAUUUGAACCCACAGAUGAUUACACCUGGUCCAAUCGUGCUGUUGUUAAUCUUGCGGAUGUUUUGAACUUCUGUUUCUCUGAUGUAGCGCCGUCAAAUGCCCGAUGGGUAUAUUUGAAUGAGCAGUGUAUGCGAUGGGAUGAAACCCACCCGCCAUCGUUUGAUCCCUUCUUCUUCAAGGAAAGGGAGGGCUCAGCUGCCUUCCCUCAGAUCUGGUAUCAUUCAAGCUGUCACGUUAUUGGAGUUCAGCAUCAUAUAUUGGCUCAGCUUUUUCUGGCUCAGUUUGAUCCUACUAUACCUCGGGUAGGGACAAAGAGAGCAGACGCAGUGAAGAGGAUGACGAAACGCAUCGAUGACCUGGUACGCCAAAUAUGUGGGAUCGGAGCAUGCAAUCAGUGGACACCUCCGGCUUUAUUUACAGCCUCUAUGGGAAUCGCGAUGUUUGGGGACCGAUUCGACGAAAGGGCAGACCAGGAAGCUAUGUUAGAUGUACUGAGAAAGACUGAAACGAACCAUGCACGCCCAACCAAGGCAAUCCAGCAGCAACUCAUGAGAGUAUGGGGUUGGAUACCGAACUAUGAUGGUGGUUGA